Messenger RNA from Ascochyta rabiei, 1188 nucleotides. RefSeq lists its product as uncharacterized. The transcript has a single exon. Lineage: Eukaryota; Fungi; Ascomycota; Dothideomycetes; Pleosporales; Didymellaceae. The record is from RefSeq and is a predicted model, not a curated record. The coding region runs from base 1 to 1188 and encodes 395 amino acids.
AUGGCGCAAAGCCUUGCUAGCAUGGCAUCAGCCCAAGAUAUGGUGCCAUUGUAUCCUGCUAACGGAAAUCCGUCCUAUCAUCGCACCAUGCAGAGCCAGCAAUAUCCUCAACUGGAAUACAAAUCCCGAUACCCUCAACUCAUCGAAACAAAGCCGACAUACAAUUCUGAAUGGUCCGUUGCAUAUGGAGAAGACACAUCACCUGUAGAGUCGUACUCUCUUGACCAGUCCUUGACCUAUCCACUUGCACCAACAGCGGCGGCAGCUUCGAACCUAGACGGCUCUCCAUAUCGCUGGACGCACCCUACUUCACGCUCUAUGCAAUCUCAAGCAAACUAUUACUCUGACUACGGACACUCUUGCAUAAUAGGCGGCUUGUCGUAUCCACAGUCAAACUUCCAACCACCAGCUCCAGCCGAGCCAACUUCGCCGCUCAACAUGUCUUCUCUGCAAUUGACGUUGCCCGAGAGACCUCGUCAGCGACAAUCGCAGCCAACCGAGAUCCCCCUCGCACCGCGCAGACGGCUCCCUGCACCACAGCCCCGUCCAAGUCACGGUUUGCACCAUGCACUGGAUCAGCAACAGGACCAGCGCCUACGUUCAUCUCAAACAGUCGCUACACCAUCAUUUAAUAACGUAACACCGUCUCUCAUGAGUCCACCAUCAUUCAAUAGAUCUCUGUUACCAUGGACGACCGCCAACGAAAACUUGAUGAACGUUGUCAAUGAGACAACGACUACUGCUACGGCACCAACCACUGCCCUGGCGCCGGCAGACACUGCAGACACCUCGUCAAGCUUCGUUUGCACCCCAUCUGCGGACAUUACAGCUACCUCAACAGGAUCUGCUCCACCAACCGAGCUCAACUUCAGCACCUCACUGCUUUUGGAUCCAUCGACCAUGUCUGCACCUACGCCGCCUGCAUACUCCAACUUCAGAGAGUCUCGAGAUCCUUCAAAACCUUCGACAACCCAGCUUCCAUGCAACAAUUCUACUACAAACCUGUACACCUAUGAUGGUGGUACGAGGAGACCCUCUUUCCCUGACAAUGAAUCCUCUAGCAAUCUCGUCAGCGGGCACCCGUACACGCCUUUGAAUCAGACCACAAACGUACCAGCCAUGGAGAACAUGAUGUCGAAAUCGUUUGAGCGCCGUAACUUGUUGUCAAAACUCGCCAGCAGCUCCUGA